AUGAGUCAAAAGGAAGAUCUGGAGAAGUUGCAGGCUGGCAUUGUUCUUUUUGACCCGGAUGGAGUUAAAAAGGAAGAGGAAACCAUCACAUUGGACCAGACCAAAGAUCCUGAAGGUAAAAGUUACGUGUCUGAGGUAAAAGGUGAGGACCAUCAGUGGAAACCUGAGGAAGGGGCAGCUGAAGAGAACGGGUGCAACAAUGUUGUGCACAAGGAACCCGUGAAAGGUGCCCAAGAACUGUGGAGGCCUCAGGGGAACUCUCUGGAAAAGACUGCAGCUAACUCCGUUCCUUCCUGGGGAAGUGAACUCCCCAGCCGGGAGGGACUCCGUGUAGGCGAACGGCAGAAGAGUUCGCUCGGCAGCACAGCUCAAGACGAGCAGGCCAUAUACCAGUGCUUGUACUGUAAGAAGUCCUUCAACGCCCACUUUAAAUUGAUUAGACACCACAGAAUCCACACCGGGGAGAAACCGUACAGGUGUUUGGAUUGCGGGAAGAGCUUUGACCAAAAAGGCAACCUCAUCGCGCAUGCGAGAAUCCACACGGGGGAAAAACCGUUCGUGUGUCCCGAUUGUGGGAAAAACUUCAGCCACAAAGGGAGCCUGGUUUUGCACGUGAGGACCCACACGGGAGAGAAACCCUACAAAUGCCCGGACUGCGGGAAAAGGUUCAGCCGAUCUGGGUCCCUGAAAGAACACGAGAAGACCCACACCGGCGAGAGACCGUACACUUGCUUGGACUGCGGGAGAAGUUUCAGAAAGAACUCCGAGCUGGCCACCCAUUACAGGUUUCACACAGGCGAGAAGCCGUAUAAAUGUUCAGGCUGCGAGAAGUCCUUCAGCACCAGCUCUAACCUCAUUGCGCAUCAAAGGACUCACACCGGAGAAAAACCCUACAAAUGCUGCGACUGUGGGAAAAGAUUCAGCCAGGCCGGAAACCUGAAAGAACACGAGAGGACUCAUACCGGAGAGAAGCCGUACAAGUGUCCAGACUGUGGGAAAAGCUUCAGGCAAAUCUCUUACUUUAUGAAGCAUCACCAGACUCACCUACCGGAAGGGAAAAUGCCAAUGGAGGAGAAACCCUAUAAAUGCUCUGACUGCGGGAAAGGCUUUGGAGAGAAAGCAAGCCUGGGCAGGCACGAAAGAAUCCACACGGGAGAGAAGCCGUUCAAAUGCUCUGAUUGCGGGAAGAGCUUCUGCCUCAAAUCAAACCUGGUUGUCCACGUGAGAAUCCACACCGGAGAGAAACCGUACAAAUGCUCCGAGUGCGGGAAGCGCUUCAACCAGACGUCAAGUCUUCAUAAUCACGAGAGAACCCACAAGGGGGAGGAGCCCCAUAAAUGUUCAGAAUGCGGGAAAAGCUUCAACAGGCCGUCGCAGCUGAAGACGCACGAGAGAAUCCACACCGGAGAGAAACCCUUCAAGUGCUCGGAAUGCGGGAAAGGCUUUGUUUACAGUCACCAUCUUGUUAGGCACCAGAGGAAUCACACGGAAGAGAAACCUUACAUCUGCUCCAAAUGUGGAAAGGGGUUUAGUCACAAAUCCACCCUUAUUAGACAUCAGGGAAUCCAUAAAGAAGGGAAAAAAUAG
This is a messenger RNA of Protobothrops mucrosquamatus (brown spotted pit viper), 1587 nucleotides long. Its product is annotated as zinc finger protein OZF-like. The record is from RefSeq and is a predicted model, not a curated record. The transcript has 2 exons. Lineage: Eukaryota; Metazoa; Chordata; Lepidosauria; Squamata; Viperidae. Bases 1 to 1587 code for a protein of 528 amino acids.